AUGAAUACUUUUGAUUUUACGACUGUUUCGUCGCAGCUUCCACCUAAUACAGGCCCACCGGGCACAGUUCCAACAAAUAAUGGGAACGGUAGUUCGUCCAACACCAACAAGAACUUGAGCCAUGUUCCGUGCAAGUUCUAUAGACAAGGUAUUUGUCAGGCAGGAAGUUCAUGUCCAUUCUCACAUAACUUUGAUGGGAGUUUAGCAGCUGAGAAACUACCUUGCAAGUAUUUCCAAAAGGGAAAUUGUAAGUUUGGACUCAAAUGUGCUUUAGCACACUUUUUACCGGAUGGAACCAGAGUAAACUCCAAAAGCUUACGGAUGUCUCAGCCUAUCAAUACAAAUGUCGCUAAUGGGAACGGUCACCUUCGUCGCUCUUCGAACAAUAUGAAUAAUGUGAGUUUUAAUCAUUACACUUCGCAGCCGAUAGAUAUAAAUGCUGAAUCUUUGGAGCAUAUUGGGCCUCAAAGUAACAGUAUGGUUUCUCCAAGCAACAAUGUUGCACAGUUUCUUAAUGUGGGUCAUAAGUUCCCAUCGCAACCAGGGUCGUAUACCCAAAGCUUAACUAGAAAUUCUUCGUUUAACUCUAGUCUUUCUGGGUUACCAAAUUCGUAUACUAAUGGCAGUACUAGUGCUUAUAACAACCUUCCUGUGAAAUCUAGUAACCAAUCUUCGGCGUUCUUUAGAUCAUAUUCAACGAAUACUUCGCCACCGAACCAGACUACAUCUCCGUUCUACAGUAAUUCUUCCAACAUAGCUACAGGGGUGAGUCAAUCUCCACUUAAUACCCCAUUUUCAGAUAAGGCUACAAAUCCUUUCUCAAUAAAACUCGCUUCUCGUUCGUCAUUUUCAUCGCCAACAUGCUUACAAAACUACGAUUCUGCAGUUAUUGAUGACGAAGACGAAGAAAUGUAUAACGAUAGUGGCUAUUUCGAAGAUUAUGUUCCAGGAUCAUUAAGUGAUUUAAUUUUAACGCCGCAAGAGAUGCAGAGACGUGAUUCUAGAUCCCAGUCUGGUACUUUACUUGUAAGGCCCAAUCUAAGCUCUACAUUAAGCUCAAAUACGAAUGAAGAAGACGAGAAGAAGGAGGAUAGAACUGAGUCGAAGGAUGAUUCGAAGGACAAAUCUGAGAAAAUCUCUACUCAUGAUGAUGUGUUUUUGAUGGAUUGA
Molecule: messenger RNA, 1170 nt
Organism: Debaryomyces fabryi
Lineage: Eukaryota; Fungi; Ascomycota; Pichiomycetes; Serinales; Debaryomycetaceae
Exons: 1
Coding region: 1-1170 (389 amino acids)
Biological process (GO): protein polyubiquitination
Molecular function (GO): metal ion binding; ubiquitin protein ligase activity
Source: RefSeq, a predicted model, not a curated record